Messenger RNA from Castor canadensis (American beaver), 1646 nucleotides. Lineage: Eukaryota; Metazoa; Chordata; Mammalia; Rodentia; Castoridae. The record is from RefSeq and is a predicted model, not a curated record.
CUCUGAUGAACAUACACCAGUAGAGGAUGAAGAGCCAAAGAAAAGCACUACUUCAGUAUCUAGUUCAGAAGAUGAAAAAAAGAAGAGGAAGAAAUCUAGUCAUUCUAAAGAAAGGUCCAAAAAAAGAAGAAAGAAAAAAUCAUCUAAAAGAAAACACAAAAAGUAUUCUGAAGAGAGUGACAGUGACUCUGAUUCUGAUACAGACUCCAAUGAAGAUACAAAAAGGAGAGCAAAGAAAACUAAGAAAAAAGAAAAGAGGAAGAAACGCAGAUCGAAGAAAUACAAGAAAAAGAAGUCUAAGAAGAGCAGAAAAGAGUCUAGUGAUUCAAGCUCUAAAGAUUCCCAAGAAGAAUUUCUGGAGAAUCCCUGGAAGGAUCGGGCAAAGGCUGAAGAACCCUCAGAUUUAAUCGGUCCAGAAGCUCCAAAAACACUUGCCUCUCAAGAUGAUAAACCUUUGAACUAUGGCCAUGCUCUGUUACCUGGUGAAGGUGCAGCUAUGGCUGAAUAUGUAAAAGCUGGAAAACGUAUCCCACGAAGAGGUGAAAUUGGCUUGACAAGUGAAGAAAUUGCAUCAUUUGAAUGUUCGGGUUACGUAAUGAGUGGUAGCAGGCAUCGCCGAAUGGAGGCUGUGCGACUGCGAAAAGAAAACCAGAUCUACAGUGCUGAUGAGAAGAGAGCCCUUGCAUCCUUUAACCAAGAGGAGAGACGAAAGAGAGAGAACAAGAUUCUGGCCAGUUUUCGAGAGAUGGUCUACAGAAAGACCAAAGGGAAGGAUGACAAAUAACUUUUUCUGACUUUUCAGCAGACAUUUUUAACAACAAAAUGAAAUCCUGGGUUCCAAACAUACACACAAAAAAGAUUAUUAUGCUCUGGAAUAGCUUUACAGUGCUACUGUGCCUUCUAUUUAACUUUCAGUCCUUCAUUAAAAGGCUGCUUACUGAUAUAACUUUAGUCAUUUAUUGGGUUAUUUUGGAUUGACUGUAACUUUCCGGCUUUAAAAUCAAAAUUGUGAAUGAAAUCUUACAGUAUUAAGGGAGGUGACAUGGAGAGAAAGUGUCAGAGAGAUGAGAAAUUUAAAUCUCAUGCCAUGGUUCAGUGCUACUAUUGGCUGUACACAAUGCCCACCUCCACCUCAACUGAACUUGUGGGAAAUUAUCAUUCCUUUGUAUUAAAUGUGUUAUAAAUGGACUUGAUAGAAACUAUUCAGGAGGCCACUUAUGUCAACAAAAUGAAGGCUUUGCUGUAAAAACAAAUAUGAAAUUUGGAAACUGACUUAUAAUACAAUAUAUAUAAUCUGCUCUGGAAAUGUAUUUUGGUUUAAGUCCCUACCUCCACUCUAUAACCAACAAACAAAGGAAAAAGCAAGCUAAAUCGCAGAUUUGUGGAAUUGAAAAUACGAACAUUAGAUGUUUUAAAUUCUUCAUAAGAUAUUUCUUUCAAGGACUGGUGGUGUAGCGCACAGAUAGUAUGUUUAACAUGUGGGAGGCCCUGAGUUAGAUCAGCACCACAAAAAAAAAGUUCUUUCAAAUGUAAAGUCUUGGGAAGUCUAUUGCUGUGCUAAUGUAAGUACAUUAUUUCUAUCUAAGAUAUACUUUUAAUGAUAAGAUACUAUCUAAAAAGAAUGAUAGUCAACUGUUACUAAGAAU